AUGACCUCCCGGAACCAAUCACACAAGCCUCAAAUAACAAACAAAAUGGUGACUCUGAAAAACAAACUGUUCUUGGGUUGCUUCAUCUGUACUCUCGUUUCUCUCACAACUUCUGCAUCUUUGUUAAAUUUUAUUAGUGACAUUGAUCCAUGCGAAGAAGUAUGCCAGAAAACAUAUCCAUCUCAUACUUAUGAUAAGGUAUUUAUAUGUAUUCUUAAGUUAUAUAAACAAGCUCUUGACUACGUCUCCUUACCAGUCUACAUAUUACGACAUUACAUAUGAUACAAUACACUGAUACACACACUCUGACAACUCAGUGACAACAGUUACUGUCUAGUUCACUCUUUUUUCACUUUAAAAAAAAAGUUAUUACGAAAAUUAAUGACACUAUAAUUUAUGAUUUUUAUAGACAACUUGCUGUUUCGUAUAUUUCAUGUUUGGAAUCAGAAUAUUAGACUAUGACUAUGAUAGUUCUGAAUCUAAUAAAUAAAUAUUAAGCUUUACUUUUAAUGGCAUUAUUUACUUUAUUUUUAUAUUUUAACUUAACAAUACUCACAAUUCAAUAGUCAUAGUCAAUAAUAAACAUUCACAGGGAAAAUUUAGUUUAGUCUUAGAUAGUUAGGCAGCUAGGUGUUCAUCAUCCCAGAAAAAAAUAUUAGUCUUAGUCUACCAAAAAUUGUCUCAUUCAGCCAGUCUCUGUCUCUAAACUCUACUCUCUACUUCAGAGACUCUAGAUCUAAUUUAAAAUUAUUAUGUUUUGUCCUCAAGAAAAGUGGAGUAAAAUUUACUUUAAAUUUUGAGUUAACCAUAUGGGUUUUGCCAAGAGUUUUCUCACCCUAAGCGCAGUGACAUCACUUUGGGCGGGGAAUCUCAGCACUGGACUUAGGGCUUAGGGUGAAUAGACCUAUUCUUUGAAGGACCCAAAUGAUGUGCUUUAUAACAUUCCUGUUCUUUAUUGAGCAUUACUCACGUCAUAAACGAUACGAUUAAUAUGAAGUAUAUUGAAACCGAAAUUUUCCAUUAAUUUGUAUUAAAAUUCAACUUUGUAACUUACACGUUUCAAAAGAAAGGAAAAAAGAAACACAUCCUUGCUAGCCCUUGUUGUUACCCCAAGACCCAAAACCGGUGAAAAAAAAGACGCAUGCCAAAAGUGCUGUAAUUUGAUUAGUUGAAAUCACAAUACCUAAAUGUUGAAACUUAGGUCACAAAAGGAUAACUACUGCUUAAAUUGCAUUUGGAAUGAUCUUCUAGGGAGUGGGUAGGGGAGACCCCUCCCCAAUUUAACAAAAGAUAUAAAAUAAGAAAACAAUAACUUACAUUAUGUAAAUAAAAACAUUAAAAUAUUUUUAGUAUGGCACUGUAGACGGCACUGUAGACCAAAGUGGACCUAGGGGAACCUCUGUGACCUAUAUACCGUGGAACACAUCGUUGGCCAUACCGCUAACUCAAAAUCAGCCAAAGUUACAAAUGACUUAAUUUUGCUAAGUGUAUGACUUAGGUGUGCUCCUAAUGUAUAGUCACUAUGUAACUUAUGUAUGAGUAUGACCACACAUAUCACUUAACUGGAGUUAUUAAGGUAACCUCUAUGACCUAUUACUAUAAUGGAAGACAUGUCGAACCUUACCGCUAAGUAGGAGCCAGAAUGAUUAAUACAAUGAUUGUGGGCCCUCAAAAUAUAGGAGAAGUGCAUAGUCAUACUAUUUAAAAAUUUAGUAAGAGUACUUCUAAGUAAUUAAUAUAGAGACCUAAAAAUGCAAGGUCUUAUGAAAAAUCAAGUUUAUCAUAGGUGAACAACAGCAUUCCCAAAAUCUCAUUUUAUUGCAUGUCAAUUUGCAAGCUUUGAGUGGAGUAAAUAAAUCGGAAGACAAAUUUGUAUAUUUUAUCUCUAAGCUUUGAAUUAUUAUUUGUGCUAAACAAACUCAAAUUCUACUUAAAUAUAUCAUGCUCUAAUGACUUAGAAUGAAAGACUAAUUUAAUAAUAACUGUUAUCAUCAAGAUUUUUUUGGAGAUUUUUCAUCUGGUGAGCUUAACUUAAAGCAAGAUGUGCAUUUUUCUGUUACAGAGUUCCCCUCAAACUAGGGCUUCUUCACAGAAUGAUUUCUAUUAAUUACCUCUCCUCUUACAAUUUUGUUGUUGCUCACUCUGUUUAUAUUUUUUUUAUGCCUCCCCCACCUUAUAAUUGUAAUUAAAUCAAAUGACUAUCACUAUCUCAGAUGCCGAAACCUAUUAAGAAGAAAAUUCUAAAUACAACAUGACAUACGCAAAAAAAAAUUUGUUUAAAAUGUAAAUAUAAACAAUUUUAUUUUAUGUUCUUUCUUAAAAGAUUUUUGUGCAGUUAUAUCUUUCCAUUAUAAUUUAAAAACAAAUUAAUGUUAAAUUUUCUAGAGUCAGUCAGUAGAAUGUUGUAAAAGAGGAUGUCGACUUUAUUCCAUCAUUGAAUUGGUAGGAGAAGAAGAUGGAGUUAAUGGCACUCUGAAGUCAUGUUCUGAAAGUAAGUAUAAUUAUUAUCUAUAACGUUGAAGAGCUUAGCACUUUAAAAAAACAAGAUUCUUUUCAAGCUCAUUGAAGAGAACUCAUAGAAGUUUUAAGAUUGAAGCACUACUUUUUAAAAAUUUCUCUUACAUAUGAAAAAUAUUGCAACUCCAUUGUAUUAGAUUUAAAAUAUUUAUAAGACAAAUUAAAUUUUAUAAAUAGAUUUUCUAAUAUUAAAUUUUUUAAAAACUAAUUCUCUAUUUUGUGCAAUGACUAAUAAUUGAUUGUACAAUUUUUAUAUUUGUACUAUGAAUAGCAGCUUUUAAAUCCAAGCGGAGACCUUGAAGUAAAUUUGUUAACAUUCUUACUAAUAUUUUUGGGUAUACUUGCAAAUAAAACUAUAUAAACUGUGAUUAUUUCUAUAAAGCUCAAAAAAAGCGACUUGAAAUGAGUUUUUCAGAUUAAAAUAAUUAAAAGAAUCGUAUUUACUAUUGAUGUAUUUAUAUUCAAAGGUAUUUAAAAAAAGAAGCAUAUAAUUUCAAGGAAAUAGAAUUUAAGUUUGGCUUGAUAAUUAGUUGAUUCUUAAUUUACUUAUAUUGAAAUAUUUGCUUCAAGCUAGAAUGGUGCCUAUUAUGUUUUUACUUUACACCACAUAAAGUACAAUCAAACAUACAGAACUUACUUUAAACUAUUUAGUAGUUGUUACGCACUGGCUUCUCUUGUGAGAAAUUAUUUUCCUAUUUUAAUUUUAUUGGCUCGUUGUAAACAGUGCCUAACAAAGGACGAUACCAUAGAGUCAACAAUAGUAAAGAUACGACACCAAAACAGUUGCUAGUUACAAUUAAUAAGAUUUAUUUAAGUCUAAAUAUAAUUACAAAAGAAAAGAAAAUAUAAUGACAAUCAUCAACUUACAGUAUGGUAGAUCUUGUACCGGUACACAGUUAACACUGUUAGUACAAUGUGCCAAUGAAUAUUGAUGAAUGAAGAAUGCGAAUAAACACAUAUAAAUACACAAAGAAUAAUACACGUCUCGUAAAGUUAAAACUAUCUAUCUGAAUCUCCCUCUCUCCAUAUCUGUCACUCCCUUAUAUACAUGUAGCGUAAGACGCUUCCAGAAAUGACUUAUGACGUGUUGUUUACAUUUCUCGGGUUAUUGAGAACAUUCGACAACAUACUAGCAGACUGUCUAACCAUGUUUAAUUGGUAAACACGGUUGUAAACAAGAUACAUCAAAGAGAUUUAACCACGCCCACAACAAACGUUACCGUCUGCUAGUAGUCUAAUGCAGGGUCAAAGAAAGUUCACGCACGGGGAAUGUGUGCUACAUAACAGUAGUAAAUUUUUAUAACAUCAAGAUAUCCAUCACAUUUAUGAAUGCAUUAUUAAUUUGAUAAAAUCAAGCCAAGAGCUAUGAAUUAUAAUUUAAAGCUCAAUACAUUUCUAAAUCAGACUGCGAUGAUGCUUACCCCGGAGCAACAGAUGAAACCUCUGCCUGUUCAUUGGGUUGUAACAGUCAAAAACCCUUUACAGACAAGUGGGGACACGUAAGUUUGUAAUUUUAGCACAAUUGGUUUAUUCCCCUGAAGUAUUCUUUUUCUUGAAGUAUUUCAAAAUCUUGUAAAUUCUGAUUUGAAAAUCAAUUAUUUUGAAUAACAUAAUUGAAGGGACUGAUAACCAAAAAUAAUGGUAGUGUUAGUUAAUAAGGGGCCAUCCAUAAAAGACGUCCACCAAUUUUUUGCUAUUUCUUACACCCCCCCCCCCCGUUGUGGACGUCCAAAACAUAAAAUUUACCAAACUUAAAUUAAUGAAUAUUUUGGGAAAAUGUACAACAAUAUAACGAGUACGUAUUUACAAAACAAAGAUUUUUUUUAGAAAUUCCAAUUAUUUGCAGGCAAAAUUCUAAAUGAAAUAAUAACUGUUCAAAAACAUUUUAUUGAAUCACUGUAUUAAAAAAUGUAAUAAACAAAUAAUCCGCCAUUCUUCAAUCAACGGAAAAUUCGGACUGCAGUCAUUCAAACAUGUUUCGUAUAUGACAACAUCUGUUCUUGAGUCUUCAAUUGCUAAUUCAAUUUACGAGGCAGUCUCUUCGUCUGAUUCGUCUGCCAUGUUAUGUUCACUAGUAGGAAUAUUGCAAUGGACGACCUUAUAUUUUUUCAUUGCCGCCUGUGAUGGGAAAUAUUUACCCGCAGAAAAAUAUUCUCUUGGAAAUUCUCCCAGCCACCGAUGGACAAUAGAGAUCAAAUGGCAUGCUACUGUAACUGUGAUCGGGCUCCAGACCAAUCAGUGCAAACCUCUGGAACAAUGAUCCAUAAAUACCACUACUACUACCAAUAGCUGCAGCUAAAAGGUACCGGAGCUGGAAUAAAGCGUUUGGGAAAUAGUUCAUUAUAGUUGGUUCGUCUUGCUCCACAGCAUGUUACAUCAUUACAUUUGAUGAUCUGCAGAAAAUAUUGAGACUGUUGCACAUGAUUCCAGCACCAAUUCACAUAGGGAGAUGGAAGAUUUGUGCUUGUGGGGCUUGGUUCAACAUACUGGGCGUGCACAUUAUAGCAAUCAAUGACAGCCUGACCCCAAACUUUAGCGAGUAUUUCCCCUGCCUUUUUAAAGUUUGCUUUUUCCAAUUUUUGGUCUAUAGUUUUACCAUUUGCGUCCAAGUGGGAUCCAAAAUGAUCAUGGGGAAGAAUGAGGCCUGACAGGUCAUGAGACAAAGGGGCCAUUCGUCAUUCUACCUCAUUGUAGGCACUGUGACCCGGAGCAUGACACGCUAUAAAGAAAGCAUCAAGAUUGUGCUUGGUAAACAAUUUAUACGCAGCAUUCAAUGUUUUUAGAUAACGUGGGUGCUCGUCUGGGCCUCCGUCAACGGUAAUAAUUACUAUAGGCUUUACUAGUCCACCAUUUGUACAUGCCACAUUCUUGAAGAUAUCAAGAGAGACAAGUGCAUCAAAAUCUGCAACAUGUGAUGCAGCAGUACUGGAAUCAUGUUUACCACUCCUUCUUGAUAUGGAUGUUGGUCCGGAAUAGGUCACACGACCAUCCUUGAUAAUACAUGCAGCAUAAACUGAAGGUAUUAGUUUAUGCUUAUCUGCCACAAUAUACGAUAUUCCAGAUGCAUUAGAAGUGGUGCCUGCUUUGAUGCAGCUGGAAGACCCAAAGGAACUCUAGCCUUGUCGUCUUGGCUAAGAAAGAAUGUGCACUGACUGCCCAUCAAUACUGCCAAAUCUUUCAAAUAAGCUAUAGCUGAUGCUGCAAAAUGGGCAUCUAUGUGCUCUUUGCGCAAAUUGUUGGUAGCUUUCAUAAGUUUCACCGGAACGGUAGUUAUGUGCCGCUUACCUUCAGCAGUCAUGUAGUUGCGUGGUAGAAGAUGAAGAUAAGUUGCAGAUCGGCCUAGGUUGAACCUAAGACUUAACAGCUCUGAAUGUAGAUCAUCAAGUGUUUUACAUGAACGGAUCAAUUCAGUGCGUCGACGGUCAUCAGCAGCUCCACUUGCAGACACAAUGUCGACAAUUGACUUCAGCAAGUCAGAUUGAUCAGUUUCAAUGCUUGGCCGACCAAGCUUUUUCCUAGUGAACUUUUUGAGCCUUUUUGCAGCGGUGGGAUUUUCUGUAACAAGUAUUUGCAAAGCUUCUUUCAUGUCUGCUCGGGCUGAACGUUUUCGGUCAAAUGAAAGGCGAUGCAACUUCUGUUUCAGUUUUUUCUUUUUUUCUUCGAGUUCAUUUGCGUUCUUUUUCAUUUCAUCUGUCCACAAACCAGUUUGACGAAUUGCUAGCGAACCAGACAGUUUUGAAUUUGUCAAAUUUAACUCCUCUUGAGCUAUCAGCUCGGCUGGUCUAUUUUUUUCAACUUUAAGGGAAUUGCAUUGAUCUGUUUCAUGCUCGUUAUUUUUGCUGAAUGACUCAUCUAAGUUGUCUUGAUUGUCUGUCUUCCCAUUUUCUGCUCUGAACAGGAAACAAAGUAUUUCCGAUAAUGAUAAAAAUAAGAAAUUAAUAUAAAAAAUCAAUUGAUAUACAUAAUAUUACGCAAUAUAAAACUACAACUACAUAUAUGAUUGAAAUAUCGCAACACACUAAAACAUAAUACAAAAUAAAAAAAUUUUAUGCUUUUUAAACUGACUGUUAUUUGCAGGUACAUUAACAUUAUCUAUCAUUUAAUGAGCAAAUUAAGUUUGUUAAAAUUUCUUACUGAUUUUACAUAUAAAAACAUUUGAUGGGAUAAAAUUUCCAUACAGAAAAACAUUUGCUUUUGCUUGCUAUUAAUAAUCCAAUGGUCUACACUACAUCUACUUACAACUACAAGGCUUGAACAUAAUGUAAGACUUAAAGUGGCUUACUUUGAAUUUGCUGAUAUUACAUCACAAUCACAAGAUUUCGAGUUACCAGAAGCAGUGGCUGAAUUGCUAGAACUUUUAGUAGUUGCGACAUUGCUCCACAUAGAUAUUAGUUUGCUACGCCUUCUGACAGCAAUAGCCUUGAAUUUAACAAUGUUACGCUUGAUGUCAUCAUUAUUACGUUUACAUUCGUUCCAAAGUUUUGCAAAUUCUGAUACGCUAAUUCUUUUUUUUAAAUCAGGAUAGGCAGAAAUAUACGAAUCUUUAAAUUCUGAAUAAAAUUUUUCCGUUAUGGCCAAACGCAUCUGCCGUCUACCGCAUGUUUUUGUUAUUUUUUAUUGGUUGAUUGUGAAUAGUUCAAGGCCAAAGGUAUUAGCGACGCAUAUUUUAAUAAAAUUUACAUAUUUUAAACCCUGGAUGUUUAUUUUAGGUCUGCUUUUUAUAAUCUUUUUGAAUAAAUCAAGUCAAAAUUUUGCCGCAUUUGUUUAAUAAAAAAAUUUGUUUCUGAGCUAAGAUUGUAUUUUUAAAUUUAAAUAUAUUUUUUACAUUUUUUCGGAAAAUAAUUUUUUUUCCUGUAUCUAAUUUUUUAAUAAAAAAUAAAGUCAAAUUCAAAUAUUUCAGUAAUUUUUUUAACCCCAACACAAAAUAAAAAUCAUUGAAGGUUUUCUGGAAAAAACUCUAAGAAUUUAACAAAACUGUUAUUUGAGAUUUUAUUGUAUUUGACAAAUCCAACUUUAACAACAUAUUUUUAAAAUAAUAUUCAAGCGUAUUAAUUAUUAAUAUUGAAAAAAUCGUUUCUAAAUUUAACCACUCAAUUUGUAAAAGAUUGUUUGGGUUUGCAUCCCAACUCUUUUGUCAUUAAACUAGAAGUUUUUUGCAGUAAAUUUAUGCAAAACUGCUGCACUCAAAAAAACACUACAAUGUGGACAUCCACUUUGUCCUAAACCCCCUCCCCCCCUUUAUCCACUUUAGUCCACUUUUUGCUGAACCCCCCCUCUCCCCUUUUGUGUGGAAGUCUUUUAUGGAUGACCCCUAAAUGUUUGUGUGUUCCUUUCUAAAUACUGGUAGUCUUGGCGGAAACUGUGAUUUGACAAUCAAUUAUUUUAAAUAAGAUAAUUGAAGAGCCUGAUAACCAAAAAAAUUAUAGUUUGUUAAUAAAUUUUGUUUCUUUUUAAAUAGAUGAUUGAUAUGGAUACAGAUUUUCUUGGUGAUGGGAUGCCACGGAUGAUGUACCCAUUUUUAUACAUGCACAACAUGUACAGCAACAUGGUUGACAAAGUCACACACCACAUGUCUGUUUCUUGGUCAUUUUUCAUGCAAGAUGGUAGUGGCCGACUGGUAGUUAUUAAAUCCCAACCACAGGUCCUUGAUAUGGAUGUGCAGGAUUUCGAUGGUAGGCUAUAAAAAUUUAAUUUUAAAAUAGAAAUUAUGUACCAAAAAAGUUUAGAUAUUUUCUUAAAAUGUAUAUCCAAUUGUAUAACAUACAAAAUAAAAAUAACUAGAUUAAUUUUGCUGAGUGAGAAUAUAAUAAAAUUUAAGGAUUUUUUUAUAUUAUAGCAUCCUUCCGUCUACGUCAGACGAUGGAGUAGCUAUAUAGUUCUACACUUUGACGAGUGGCUCACUAGCCCAAUCCUUGAAUGGCAAUCACGGCGCAUCUCUCGCAGGAGAAUGUUGAAGCCCGGUAUAUUCUUGAUUUUCGAAUUGCUCUUUUUGAUUCGAGGGCCUGGUUUCGAGUAACUUCUGCCUUUUUCACUCCUCCAAACACUGCUGUACGCCAGUUGGAGCGAUGUUCGGCAAUGAACUCCCAUUCGUUUGUUUCAAUAUUGGCUUCCCUCAUGCUUCGUUUGCAAACGUCAAUAAAUCUCAGGCGUGGUCGACCAAUGUGUCUUGUCCCCUCUGCCAACUCUCCAUACAGCAGAAUCUUUGGGAUACGUCCUUCCUCCAUUCUCCGUACAUGACCUAACCAGCGAAGGCGUCUCUUGAUAAGAAAGGAGAAUAUGCUAAACAUGUGUGCACGUUCCAAGACCUCCAUGUUAGGCACCCUGUCCUGCCAAUGAAUGCGCAAAAUGCGACGCAGACAUCUUUGAUGGAAGCUGCUGAGUUUCCGCUCCUGACUGGUAUAUGUGGUCCACACUUCGCUACCAUACAGGAGCGUGCUAAGCACGCAUGUCUGAUAGACACUUAUUUUUGUUUUAUCAGUUAAAUUGAGAUUAUUCCAUACCCGCUUAUUCAGUUUAGCCAUAGUUGCUGCUGCUUUUGCAAUCCUGAUAUUGAUCUCUUCAUCAACGGAGAGCGAACUAGAAAUAUUGGAUCCCAGGUAUAUGAAAUGAUCAACAACCGAAAGAUUAUGACCCUCAAUAGAUAUGAUUGGAGGGGACGGUGCUUCUUGCAUCAUUACAUGAGUUUUCUGUAGACUAAUCGAAAGACCAAACUCUUCACAAGCAUGUGAUUUUUUUUAUCCUCUAAAUUUCUUUUUUUUUUUAUAGAUACCAUUUUUUCAUAGAUACCAUUAAAAUCAAUACUAAAAAUGAAGUCUUUGUUCCUGAGGACAUUAUCUUCAAUGUUAAUUGCAUUUUCAUUUUUGUCUCUUCAGCUGUAAUAGUUUUUAUUUCAACUCUGAUUAACACUCAUUACAAAAUGAGAUUGUUCACUCUGGGGUGCGUUAAAGGAAUGAUGAAUAUUUAUCUUUAUUAAUCCAAAAUAUAUAAAUGUGAUUUUUUAAUGUUUAAAUACUGCAUCUUACUUAUGACUUAAUCAUGUAGAUUAUUCAGCUUACAAAGGCACCAGUUCUAUGUUAGAAACCAACAUAGAAGCAUCGGAUAACACGGCCACAGAGGUACUGAGGCAUUCACAGAUCAAGUCAGCCAGGAGUUUUUCAGAUGAACUCAAUGCAGCUCAGGUUGUUAGAAAUGUUGUGGUCUAAUUAUUUAUGAAAUUUAUCUUUGACCUAUCGAUCUGCAUAUUUCACAGUAAAUUUUAUAUUGAAAAGAUUGAAUCUCAUAUAUUUGUAAACCUCUUAUUUGAUGGUUAAUUGAAGAAUCAGAUAAAUUGAAUUUAUUGAGUUUCAAAUGUUUUAACUUAAACUACUUUUUUUCCCCAAAUUCUUGCUCCAAACAAAACUUGAAGAAAUUUAGAGGAUAACGCUUUAGGCCAAUUAAAAUUAAAGUUUAAAAACCACUUUUCCCCUGGGCAAUUUUUUUUGUGUGCAUAUUUUAUUGUGAGGAAUAAACUUAUGGUUAUUUUAGAGCUUUAAUGUUAUUCAGUUAUAGGGGUGGGCAAACUUUUUGUGCGAAGGGCCAUAUUGACAAAUGUAAAGCCAUUGGUAAAGCAUAUUAUGUCCAAUUUUUACAUGUCGAUAAACAUUUCUCUAUAUUCAAAUCGGUAAAUUCGGAUUUUAGCAUUAUGUGACAAAAGUAAAGGACUGUUUCAAAAAAUGGAAAAUUAGAAAGAGAAAUUUUAUAAAAAAUUGUAAAAACAAUCAUAACAGUACAUGAAAUCCUGUAAAAUUCAACAAAAUAACAAAGCCCAAGUAAUUUUUUAAAUUUCUAAAUGUCUCCAAUGUCCACAUUAAUAUUAGUUGCUGGGCCGCAUGUGGCCCACGGGCGUAGUUUGCCCACCCUUGAGUUAUAACCUUUUUGCAAAAUCUUGGCUCAAACUUCAUGAGAAAAUAAUACUGUGGAAAACCUAUCAUGACAAAAGGGGAAUUGUGGACCAUUCCUUGUUGAGUCUCCUUUUUUAAACUGCACUGGGAGACAAUGACAUUCAGUCGUGCAGAGAAUUAUUAUUAAUAACUCUGCAGCUUAGUACUAAUUUUAAACAGCAAGCACAAUAAUAAAAUGGCAAUAAAUUUGAAGGGAGUCAGUUCUACUCAGUUUUAGUCUUAUCAUUUUUUUAAACUGUUUUUUUCUUCCUCAUUGAAGUCUGAUCCAUGGAAGUACCAACUUGAUGACAUCAACAGCAGCGACUGGCUGACUUGCAUAGCCCGUAAGACAGGCAUUCCAAGGCUGUUGCUUUGUAUGAUCAUUCUGCUAAGUGCUGUUGCCAUGAUAUGGCUGUGCAUGUCUGCAGCAGUGACUGCCCCUGAGCAUAGGAUAUCUCAGGUGCUGAGUUUUGAAAUGUUUGGUUCUAUUUAUAUAAUUGUGAUUAUAGUCGUAGAAAUACGUUUUUAAAAUGUCGCCAUAGGGGGUACAGUAUUUAAUAUCUUCAAACUUAAUAAGGGCUUUAUUUAUUUAUCCAAUUGAGAUAAACUUUGACUAAAAUUAUACAAUGGAAUUUCUGUCUUAAAACCAUCAUGAAAUUUGUAGGCUUAUCGUUUGGUCAAAUUUAAAUUUGGAAAGAUUUUCUUUUCAUAUGACAUGAAAGUAACAUAAUUAUGUGUUGCUUUUUAUAAACUUGGAGCUGACAUCAUAAUUAAAUGGAUUUUAUGACAGGGCUUUCUUGGUGUGACCUAACCUGAUAGCAGGGCAUUUUUUAAUUUAGUGUAUCCCUUUAAAAAGUUUGGCUAUUAACUUAGUUCGAAAUAUUGAUGAAGUGGCAUUAAAACUCAUCACAAUUUAUCUCAGUUUUGUUUUGUUUAGUGAACUAAGUAGCGAUUUUACUUGUUAAUAUCAUCGUAAUGAUGACGUAACUUUAAAUACUUUGAUUGAUUCCAGCAGAAACUGAGCAUCAAUGGUGAUUUGGAAUACCUCCGCUAUCUGCCCGAAAAACUGGGCAUCAAAGGAAUCCACCCUCAGGACUAUGUAGAGGCCAGACCACUGCCGCUCAAGAUUCGUGUUGAACAGAUUUAG
This is a messenger RNA of Lymnaea stagnalis (great pond snail), 11583 nucleotides long. The record is from the annotation of a GenBank genome assembly. NCBI's taxonomy places the organism in Eukaryota, Metazoa, Mollusca, Gastropoda, Lymnaeidae.